Messenger RNA from Solenopsis invicta (red fire ant), 761 nucleotides. It is a transcript of the gene GatC, whose product is annotated as glutamyl-tRNA(Gln) amidotransferase subunit C, mitochondrial. Lineage: Eukaryota; Metazoa; Arthropoda; Insecta; Hymenoptera; Formicidae. Gene Ontology annotation, molecular function: glutaminyl-tRNA synthase (glutamine-hydrolyzing) activity. Gene Ontology annotation, cellular component: glutamyl-tRNA(Gln) amidotransferase complex; mitochondrion. Gene Ontology annotation, biological process: regulation of translational fidelity; mitochondrial translation; glutaminyl-tRNAGln biosynthesis via transamidation. The record is from RefSeq and is a predicted model, not a curated record. The transcript has a single exon. Bases 142 to 684 code for a protein of 180 amino acids.
GGUUAUGAAUGUAGAGAGAAAGAGAGAAAAAGAGAGAAUUUAAAAGAGAGCAAAAGGAGGAGAUCCUCGGACACUUGUCAAAUCUGAGGCUCUAGGAUCUUGAGGAAGGGAUAAAUCGGAGCCGGCAGAUUGUCAUUGAUUAUGGCCUUGCUGCGACGAAUCCGGCCAGCAUACAAAUUCUUCGGCGAGGUUAUUAUCUUCCCUUAUCGAAGUAACGUCUUUAUUACGUCUUUCAAAACGUUCUGUUCCUCAACGGUGUUCGCAAAACAGCAGCAGCAACAACAUCAUCAGAAACCAGAGAGCAAUAACGAGGUGAGGGUUAACGACGUUAACUGCGACAGUCGGUCGGGCGGUCAGCAUAGCAAGAAACCUGCCAUCGACGAGGCAACGAUCAAGAGGAUUGAGAGGUUGGCACUAGUCGGCUUCGAGUACGAGCAGAGUAAACGGGUGCUGGAGGAGGCGGUGGCGUUCGCCGAGCGGCUACAGACGGCCCGGAUCGACGAGACGGUGCGUCCGAUGUACAGCACCCUGGAGAACGAUUGCAUUCACCUUAGGGACGACGUGGUGCGACACAACGUCGAUCGGCGCGAGAUACUGAGGAACGCCUACGUGCUGGAGGAGGAAUAUUUCGUCGCGCCCUUAGCGACGAACAAGGAAAAGGAAAAGGAGAGCGAGCCGAAAUGAUGAAUCUGGAGGCUGUGUUGAAGGCCAUCGGUCCGCACUUCCUCAAUCUGUCAGAGCGGAUGUUCGCGUACGGGCCC